This is a messenger RNA of Theobroma cacao (cacao), 600 nucleotides long. The record is from RefSeq and is a predicted model, not a curated record. NCBI's taxonomy places the organism in Eukaryota, Viridiplantae, Streptophyta, Magnoliopsida, Malvales, Malvaceae.
AUGGGAAGCCUGGCACAUAUCUCCACAGAUAGGGGAUUCUUGAUUAGGGAGAUGCAUAGUUUGGGAGACAUGGGUGUGCAUUUGAAAGUUUCAGAUGCAAAUGCAUUGCUAGCAUAUUUUAGAGUGAGGCCUAUUUUAAUGGACCAGAUUAAAGAAGCACAAAACAAAUAUGAGUUCGUAGUUAAGGCCUUCGAGGGUCCUCAAGGAAGAAACGAAAAAAUGUUUACCAAAGGCACAGAUGGAAUGUUCAGGUAUGGAACCAGACUUUAUAUGCCUGAUGGUGACGGGUUGAGGAGAAAAAUAUUGGAGGAAGCUCACAUGGUUAAGGCCGAGCAUCAAAAGCCUGCAGGGCUACUACAGCCAUUACUAGUGCCCGAAUGGAAGUGGGAGCAUAUUGCAAUGGAUUUCGUAAUGGGUUUGCCUUGGACUAGUGGGGGAUAUGACUCAAUUUGGAUCAUAGUGGACCGGUUAAUGAAAUCAGCCUAUUUUCUUCCGGUUAAGACAACGUAUGGUGCUGCUCAGUACGCUCGAAUUUAUGUGGAUGAGAUAGUGCGGUUGCAUGGUAUCCCCAUUUCUAUAGCAUUUGACAAAGGACCUUAG